AUGAAUUCUUACGGUAUAACAACGAAACAUUUACUUCGUUCAUCAUUAAUUUGUCGUAUAUGUGGUGAUGUAGCACGAGGUAUGAAUUUUGAUGUUAUGACUUGUAUGGCUUGUAAAGCUUUUUUCCGACGAAAUGCAUUACGACCAUUAGAUACGCCGCGAUGUACACGAAAAUCUAAUUGUGAAAUAACAAUAAAAACACGAACAAAGUGUCCAGAUUGUCGUUUAAAAAAAUGUUUUGAAUUAGGUAUGAAAGCACAAUUGAUCCGUUCUUUUACUCGACAUCAAACUGUUUAUUAUGAUAUUCGACAAUCAAUGACAACCCAGAAAAAAUAUAUUCAAUUACCAACGCCUGAGCCACUUGAUUUGUUUCCAAAUAAUCAUUCUACACACGUAACUGAACAAUGGAAUCUUAUUUCAAAUUUUAUUCAUAUCUAUGAUGAGCAUAAUAUUAUUAAUAAUAUUAAAUGUUUACUUACUGAAGAAUCGUCUUUAUCAGCAAUACUACCUGUAAAACAUUAUUUUCAUUGA
Messenger RNA from Rotaria sp. Silwood2, 531 nucleotides. The record is from the annotation of a GenBank genome assembly. NCBI's taxonomy places the organism in Eukaryota, Metazoa, Rotifera, Eurotatoria, Philodinida, Philodinidae.